Messenger RNA from Lolium perenne, 4157 nucleotides. RefSeq lists its product as uncharacterized. Lineage: Eukaryota; Viridiplantae; Streptophyta; Magnoliopsida; Poales; Poaceae. The record is from RefSeq and is a predicted model, not a curated record.
GGUUCAGGCUUUAUUAGACAAAACUUUGCAUAGGUUCUCUUUGCAGAAAAGUUACCUUUGGCAUGUAGGGUUGUAAACGGUUUUAGGUUAGUUGGUGCGUGCAAGAUUGCAACCAGGCUCCCUGCAUUUCUUCAUUCUUCCAUGGUCCCUAUUCUUGAGGGGUAUUGUACUGCAUUUAUAAACAAUAGGAGUUUCUGUUCAAACUAAAUUGAUUUGCCAAUAAUUCGGAGAUGCUAGGUUCCGUUUGGUGAAAGCAAUUUAAGUUGUGAGAUGACCUCACGAAACAACAGAAACUAGUAGUACACAUUAUCUCUGCUCAAAUGCGGGGAACCACAACAAUACACCAUAUCCCUAAUUAUUACAGAGAAGAAAAUAUAUUUUAUUCUUAAGGAAACUUAUGGAGUAGAGGCUGAUUAUCUACCCAACAUAGAAAUAUAGAAGGGCCAUUUCUAUGGUGUUUUGGCCCCUCUUUUAUGCCCCAUGGUGUAGUCUAUCAGCCAUCUAGCUUUUGCGGAAGCAAAGCAAGGAGGAGCAUAAUUGAGCUCAGGUGGGCUUUUUGUUAAAUAAAGUUGACCUACCACAGGGUAGAUGGGACCCUUACUCGCCCCCUCGAUUCUAAGGACACAAGUCUUGAUCAAAGAACACAACACAAGGGAUAGGAAAGGGCUGUGGAAUCAAGAAGCGUGAUCCUUGUUUGCUCUCUCUUUUAUGUAUCAUCCUAUAACCCAGGAGCUAGCUGCACUGGUGAAUGAUGGCGCCAAGGCAAGCAUUAUUGAGAUCCCACCAUGUUUUUCGACAAGCUUUGUGCAAGUUGAAUCAUGGAGAGGGGCACAAAGUAUGUGAAUUACUAGAUCUUUUUUCUCUUUCAGUGUCCCCAUAUGCUCCUCACAUGUGGAAUCUUGCAAAGGAAUCAGUAUUGACAUUGCACGGUACUGUAAGCACAUCAUUUGUCGUUCUCUCUUUUUGACACCAAAGUUUACCAUGCUGAAGUUAGCUUAUUAACACAGUAUUGGGAACCAUUUGACACAUUUUGAGUCACAGUUUAUUUUUCCCAGUUACAUAUGCUGAUGAGGAUACAAUUUGCAGGAUAAAAUACUGCCAGUAAUAAAGUAUAUCUAAAGUAACGCAGCAUUAGGAGAACAAUAACUUUAGGUGGUUAAGCAUGUGCACAGUGUCCAAAAUAGCUGUACUACAGAUUCACAGAGCAUUUUGUGUCAUGUCUUUAGUUUCUUGUCACGUUUCUAGGAACCUUCCAGUUUUUUUCAAUGAUGGAUUCUUUUUUUCUAGAAUACACCCUGGAAGGUGUAUCAUAUACAAUGAUGGAUUUUUAUUUCUUCGCAAUGCAUAGCCAUCAGUGAUUUUGCUUAUCUAGGUUAAUCUAAUUAGUUGAGCACAAUGCUAUUAAGAUUUUCUAAUGUUAUAUCGUUUUUUAUUCUUACAAAGAUCACUUCAGAAGCGAUCUGGCACUAGGAUUCUGUAACCAAACUUGUGCAUGUGAUGUUUGUUUAUGGUGUAGAAGUCAUUGCUUGUUAACCUACUAGAUGAAGCUUUUGCAGAAUCUGGUUUAGAUAUUGCUUGUUGACAGUAAUACAUACCGGGCAUCAAAACUGAACUUAACACCUACUUCUGCGAGAAACCAAUAUGCAUAAUUCCAUUUGUUUGUUAUAGAGCUGUUUAAUGCUGGAGUUUUGGUUUAAAACUAUACAUAAGCAAUGGGGUGAAGAACUCCUUACUGUGUUCGCUUCUGUUUUCUUGUAACAACACAUGGUCCAGGUAAUGUAGAACACUAAAAUACAGAUACCGGAUUGAUUGCUCAAAUCUUUCCAUUUCAUGCAGACUCUCCAGUCCACACUCCACACUCCGCACCACAUAAUAGUAAAGCUAAGAUGCAUCCACCAACUGCUAAUGAAUCUUUUUCAUCAAGAAUUGUGCUCCUUUCAUCCGCUCUAUUAUUAGCCUAAAGCACAUUUUGCUGGUGCUGGAGGCCAUAAUUUCCAGAGCCAUUCUUGUCUUGCAAUGCAUGUCAUAUUGGCAUGACAGGCAAGUUGCUGGGGCAAACAUAUACUUUUGUGUUGCCUACUUGCCUUGCUCAACACUGACCAGUUCUACACUGCACUCAGUUAGCAGGCCCCUCACCAGUCUUGGAAAAGAGAGAAGCUAGUUCCUUUCAAAGGGGAUAAGGGGCACUACUGCACUGCACUAGUGUUUGUUGGACUCCUAGCCUCAUCUUUCCUUAGCCAUCAAGUCUCUGGUUAUUUCAUGUAGCGACAGUUGCGCACGGUUUUGCUACAAAACAAGUUUUUGCUGAACGUUCGAAGGAUUUACUGAUGCAUUGAUCAUAUACAGAAGACAUUCUUUCUUGAAAUUCGGAGGUGAAUUUCCUGAAGUGUAAUUACCAACCUGCUGGGGUUGAGUUCCAGAUUUGAAGUACAGAUGAGCACCUGGUCAUGGUUAUUCCAGCUCCUGACACAAAGAGCUAUUCCAGAGAAGCCAAACUCCACACAGUUUCCAGGUGUACUUGCACCGACUGUACCACCAGCGUCUAGAAUGUUGAGUCCACACAUAUCACAUGAGCAGAAAUAUUCAGCAACUCCUACCACAGUUGGCUCUGAGGGUGAAUCAUCAUUCACCAACCACCAUGAGUCCAUAACUGCCAGAGCUGACACUGAAUUAUUGUGCACCAACUGCUAGGAAACGCUGUAUGUUUGCCAACAAUUGCUACAUGACAUAGCAGUGGCCUGUAAAGCUUGUUAUGUCCAUUCAACAUGUUUUCUCACAGUUUGUGGCUGUAAAUCAAAUCCAAUGGACUGGAAUCCACGGUAUUUUGGAGGCAUCCAAAUCUUGAAGUCCAAGUCAUCAAGUCCAGGGAUCAGGAUCAUGAGAGCAGAGGGACCCAAAGCAGGGCAAGAUAGGGAAAGGAAAAGAAAGGGGGUAAAGAAAGUGAAGAGAAGGCAGACAGACACUAUAUCUUUUCUGACAAAGAAUUGCCCCCACUCACAACACAUAAAUUUAUUUAUCUAUAAAAUCUCAUCAAAUUGCAAAAAAGCAUCAUGUCAUGUGUUCCUCUUCAUCUCCACCACCAAUAGGAUAGGAGAUGUCUGUACUUGCAUGGUUGCCCCCUCUUGUAUUGAGACACUUGGUGCUUUAAAUUUCCGACUCUCUUCUUCUGCCUUUUCAUGGCCAGCCUCCCGCUCAAACCGCAUAUAAAACCCUCUCACCACCCAUCCUGCCCCCUCAUUCUGGUCAUAGCUUCUUGAGCCUCCUCAGGUCUCUGUACAUACACCUUUGUGCUGUUCAUAGCAAGAGCUUGAUUACUCAAAAAAAUAAUGGAUCCAAUCAGCAUAGAGAAGAUCAAGGCCAUGAGGAAGUACAGGAGGAGCAGGAGGCAGCAGCAGCAAAAGCUGCUCCCUACUCUCACCCCUUACAUGGUGGCCACUUGUGUUCUUUGCCUGCUGCUUACUAGCCCUGCCUGGUUCCCCAGGCUGUGCUCACUCCUCAUCUCCUUCCUCACCACCCUCCCUGACCUGGCCACGGCCUUCUUGCUCAGCCCCAAGUGCCUCUUUGUCGUCGGCAAUCUCAUCGUCGCCUUCCUCAUCAAUGAGUCUAGGCUGGCGCCGAGGAGCCCGCCUGCUUCCCUAGUGGAUGUGGAUGGCAUCCACGAGGAGCACGUGAAGAGAAAUGUCACGUCGACAACAACGACCACGGUGGUGUUCACAGAUCAAAGCGCCCAGGUUGGAGUAGUUUGGGAGGGAGAGGAGGAGGAAGAGGAGGAACAAGGAGAAGAGGAGCUGGAGAAGAGGGUGGACGAUUUCAUCGCAAGGGUGAGGAGGCAGAGGAAGCUCGAAGCCAAGAGCUUCUUCGACACUGAUCGGUGACCAUGAAUGAUCUAGCUUACUUAAUUUCCUUGGUGUUUGAAGAUGCACGAGAAGAUUACUCCAAAUUAAGGACAUGUAAUGAUGUGUGCUACUAUGCUUAAUUUUGGCAUGUUAGGGUCAGAGGUAAGAAGAACCUAUUCCACUGUCUUCUCGCGGUGUAGCUGAUUAAUUCUGGGGCGUAGCAAUGCCCGGGAAUUAGGCAGAGAGGAGGAGAGAUAAGGAAUGUGUGUGAUCUUUGAAAAAGUAAGGAAAAAAGAAGUGAUGCAUGGUGUCUUUCUGUUA